GCACGCGAUAGCGGCUGCUACCUAGCUGAAUUAGGCGGGUACUGUACCCCGAAGAAUGGCGGGGUAGGCGCCAGUCACAGAGCUGCUUUCACCUGUAAUGUCGGGCGGUCAGAGCUUCCUUUUAGCGGUCGUCACUUCUGCCUUCCCAACCUCGAAUUGCAUUGUGCCAGUAAUAUAGAGCUACCCAGUACCUACCUAUUAUACCUACCUGCCUAUUCAUAAUCUUAUCAAUUCUCUUUUAUCCAACCUAUCACCACGACGUCAAGGGAUUUAGUCGGGACCAUCGCCUGUGCUGCCUGUUCCGAAUUUGACUCAUAAUCAUGGCGUCCCAGGCAGACUACAAGGACAGGCAAUUCCUAGCCGUCAUUGGCGACGAGGACUCAGUAACAGGUCUGCUACUAGCAGGAAUAGGCCAUGUCACAAACCCACCGGACUCGCAGAAGAACUUCCUAGUCGUCGAUAACAAGACCGAAACCGCAGCCAUCGAGGCCGCAUUCGAAUCCUUCACGACGCAACGCAAGGACAUCGGCAUCGUAUUAAUCAACCAACACGUUGCCGACAAGAUCCGAUACAGAAUCGAUACCUACACAGCUGCUUUCCCUACUAUACUCGAGAUCCCUAGCAAAGAGCACCCGUACGACCCAGAGAAGGACAGCGUAUUGAGGAGGGUGCGACGACUAUUUGGAGAGUAAAUGCAUUAUUCCAUCGGUUUUACAGCAGCAUAGAGUAUUCUCGGUCAACGAUUAUGAUAAGAGCAGGACUGUAUCAUAUCCAAGCAUCAGGGGUUUUCACAAGUGUUCAAACAAACAGCAACAAAUAUGUCGAGUCAGGAUUCAAGAG
This is a messenger RNA of Hypoxylon trugodes, 840 nucleotides long. Its product is annotated as vacuolar ATP synthase. Lineage: Eukaryota; Fungi; Ascomycota; Sordariomycetes; Xylariales; Hypoxylaceae. Gene Ontology annotation, biological process: proton transmembrane transport. Gene Ontology annotation, molecular function: proton-transporting ATPase activity, rotational mechanism. The record is from RefSeq and is a predicted model, not a curated record. Gene Ontology annotation, cellular component: proton-transporting V-type ATPase, V1 domain; fungal-type vacuole membrane. The transcript is spliced from 3 exons. Bases 321 to 692 code for a protein of 123 amino acids.